This is a messenger RNA of Etheostoma cragini (Arkansas darter), 2129 nucleotides long. It is a transcript of the gene mfap3l, whose product is annotated as microfibril associated protein 3 like. NCBI's taxonomy places the organism in Eukaryota, Metazoa, Chordata, Actinopteri, Perciformes, Percidae. The transcript is spliced from 3 exons. The record is from RefSeq and is a predicted model, not a curated record. Bases 328 to 1611 code for a protein of 427 amino acids.
CCUAUUUUAUUAUUGUUUAAGAAUUUCAAAUCAAUGUCUUCUUAACGUUAUUGCCUCACCUGCUCUGGCAAUAGCAAGAAACAGCGAUGUUGUCACCCAGGUUAUCCUGAAGCAACGCUAACGUCACUUGGUCGACAUAGCGGGCGACUAGCGUACGCGGUGGACGGAGGAUGAUGGAGAUGCGGUGAAACAGCUAACGACAUAUCAUCGACUCUGGUGUUUCCCACUAAACGUUUACAGCGACAUACCAAUAUUCACAGAACUGGAUUCCAAAUUGCCUUCUACUAUCAAGAGAUAGCCAGCCUGGUGGAUGGAGACCCAGAAGGAAUGACUGAGUCUCCUUCCCCUUGGGUGACACACCGACAGUUCCAGAAAAUGCACUGGGCCACUGGAUACGUUAUUUUGGUCCUGGUGUUCCUUAUCGCCUCUCACACCAAUGGGGCCUUAUCUCUGGACACAGAUGGAAACCAUACAGAACCCGGCAAUGUGACAGAUAGCGGAUUUGUCCCGGUUGUGUUCACAAAAGUGGGCCAGAUAAUUGCUCGUGAGGGGAAAAGCGCGCUGAUUGAUUGCAAUGUCACCGGAGAGCCUUUCCCCAGUGUUCAAUGGUUCAACUCCCAUGGAGACCGUCUGGACACAGAGAUGAAUGGUGAUAAGUGGUGGCUGCUGGACACUGGUGUCUUAAACAUCACCAGCAUUGAGUUUGCAGACCGUGGAAAGUACACCUGCAUGGCGUCCAACGUGCACGGCAGUUCCAACUGCACAGUGACGCUGCGAGUGAUCUUCACCAACGGUGACAUGGGCGUUUACUACAUGGUGGUUUGUCUGGUCACCUUCACCAUCAUUAUGGCCCUGAACAUCACACGCCUCUGCAUGAUGAGCAGCCACCUGAAGAAGACCGAGAAAGCCAUCAAUGAAUUCUUCCGCACCGAGGGCGCCGAAAAGCUGCAGAAGGCCUUUGAGAUAGCCAAGCGGAUUCCCAUCAUCACCUCGGCCAAGACGCUUGAGUUGGCCAAGGUGACGCAGUUCAAGACCAUGGAGUUUGCGCGGUACAUCGAGGAACUGGCUCGCAGCAUUCCGCUGCCGCCGCUUAUUAUGAAUUGCCGCACCUUCAUGGAGGAGAUCCUGGAGGUGGUGGGCGUGGAGGAGAUGAGGCACACCUUUGUCAGACAAGCGCCCGAGGGAUGUCGCGACACAGUGAGCAGGGCCAUUGGGCCAAGAGACAUCUUCUCCAUCCUGCAGGAGAGGGAGCGCGAGAGACAGCAAGGGCAGGAGAGGGAGCGCAGCGAAUCCCCCGCAGCUGACUCAGAGAACUCCUCCGUUCACGAGCAGCCACAGCACAUCGCCAUCCAGGUGUCGGUCCACCCACAGCUCGCCAUCGAGGGUUACUGCAGCAUUGAAGAGCCACCUCAGCCGGAGGCCACACCCUCCUCACCUUCCCCCUCCUCUCCCCCACCACUCGCUUCUCUUGAGCCCGAGGAGCAGCCUGAGGCCGAGGCCGAGGCCGAGGCCGAGGUCGAGGCAGAGCAGGACACCGACCAGGCUGCACCCGAAGCGACAGCCGCAAACAAUACCCCUCCCUGCCAGGUGUUUUAUGAGAGCCACGUGUGACCAACCCCAGAGAAACAAUAAAUUAUCCUGCUAUGCAUUUCCACUUGAAAACCAGAAGAGGUCAACAUUUUUAAUUUCCCAUUUUGGAGUGAAACAAUCACAUUUUUUAUUUAUCUUUUCUGGAGGGACAAUCUCUUGAAACCUUUAUUCUGACAAUAAAUCAUGAGGUUUUCAUCAGGAAAUCAUGAGAGUCACUCUAGACUUUCAUGCUUGAUUGUACACAGCAGGGGUAAUCAAUAAUAUUAAUGUUAUAAGCAGUGAUUGUAAGGUGAUGAAAUGUUGAGAUUUUUAUAGCUCAUACUAUUAUUUAAAGAAAUAGGGUACUCACAGGGGUGGGGGAUAAGUGCUUGGGGUUUUCAAGAUUCCAGAAAUCUGCCUCUAGCUGCUCUUCAUGCAGUUUCUCAAACCAUGAAAGCUAAGCUUCCUUUAUCUGCUCAAGAUUCACAUCCAGCUACUGUUACAGCUGGUCUGCUGCUGUUGUACGACGUCCUGCUCACCUAGAGAUGCAUGCUGGACUG